Molecule: messenger RNA, 494 nt
Organism: Temnothorax curvispinosus
Lineage: Eukaryota; Metazoa; Arthropoda; Insecta; Hymenoptera; Formicidae
Exons: 2
Source: RefSeq, a predicted model, not a curated record
AUGAAGAAAUUAAUAAUAUUUUGAUGGCAAGACAUCGGCGUAAAUUGCGUGGUGCACGAAAGAAGCCAUUGCGCAUUGAAGGGUAUGUGGAAAGAACUGUUCAAGGUCUAACAGCAAAGCAAUUUCGCGAGCAUUUUCGCAUGAUUCCGGACACGUAUGAGAUUUUGGAAGCCAAGUUAGGCUUAUUAUUAAGUAAAGAGAGUGACUCUGGCAGAGCCAUUAUUCCUGUUCGCAAGCAGUUGCUGUCUACAUUAUGGCUUCUUGCUACUCCUGAUUCUUACAGGUCUGUGGGUGAACGAUUUGACAUGGGAAAAUCAUCUGCAAGUGAUUCCUUUAUUAGAAUUGUUAAAGCUCUCAACGACAUUGCUGGGGACGUCAUUGUCUGGCCUCGAGGUGACCAGCGUAUUGCUGUUCAGGAGAUGUUUCACCGCAUCGGAAAGUUACCGCAUGUAGGAGCUAUAGAUGGAACAAAUAUUCCAAUUAAGGCGCCAAAG